CCGCGAUAUUUCAGCUCGACGCAGGUCGACGCAGCAUCAGGAACAACAGUACUGUUUAAACGGAGUUUAAACGCUCUUUCGUGACUCCUCAUUUCGGUCAUCGAUGGUUUUGUUGAACAACAUCCUCCCCCCCACCGAGGGAGUGCGGCACGAGCAGGCCGACACCACGGCGGUGCUGGACGGCCACAGACUUGGCUGCGGGACGCUGUACGUCGCGGAGACGCGCUUGUCAUGGUUUGAUGCCUCUGGGAAAGGUUUCGCUCUGGAGUAUCAGACCAUCAGUCUGCAUGCCAUCUCCAGAGAUGUCAGCACCUACCCCCAGGAGCACCUUUAUGUCAUGGUCAACGGCAAACUCAGCAAUGAAAAUGAGGCUGAAAUGGAAGAGAAAGCAGCUGAUGAAAAAGAAGAAGAUGAUGAUGAUGGCAGCAGCAGCGGUGGUGACGAUGACGAUGAUGGAGUGAUCACAGAGAUUCGAUUUGUCCCGAGCAAUAAGGCGUCAUUGGAGCCCAUGUUCUCAGCGAUGUGCGAGUGCCAGGCGUUGCACCCCGACCCUGAGGACGAGGACUCUGACAAUGAUUUUGAAGGAGAGGAGUACGACGUGGAGGAAGCUGAACAGAUGCAGCAUCACGGUCACGCUGACAUCCCGAGCUUCUUCACCUGCGAGGAAGGUCUGUCCUCGCUGACGCAGGAGGGCCAGGCCACGCUGGAGAGGCUGGAGGGGAUGCUGGCUCAGUCCAACACUCAGCAUCACCACAUGGCCGGGGUGAGGACCGAAGAGACCAAGGCAGAGUUUGAAGAUGGUAUGGAGGUGGAUCCUGCAGCGAUGGAGGCCGGGCAGUUUGAGGAUGCAGAUGUUGAUCACUAG
Cololabis saira (Pacific saury) is the source of this 865-nucleotide messenger RNA. It is a transcript of the gene clns1a, whose product is annotated as chloride channel, nucleotide-sensitive, 1A. Gene Ontology annotation, cellular component: pICln-Sm protein complex; plasma membrane; cytosol. The record is from RefSeq and is a predicted model, not a curated record. Lineage: Eukaryota; Metazoa; Chordata; Actinopteri; Beloniformes; Belonidae. Gene Ontology annotation, biological process: spliceosomal snRNP assembly; mRNA cis splicing, via spliceosome; cell volume homeostasis. The coding region runs from base 104 to 865 and encodes 253 amino acids. The transcript has 7 exons.